GCUUUGUACUCAACUCUGCUGAUGGCGUCGACGAUUUCCUGCUUGGUCUUGUACGUGUUUAGGUAGAAGUCAUCAGUCACGUCAGUGGCGUAGUGUGCAAGCCCAAACCUCAGGUCGUCCCGGUCGUUGUAGAACAGGUCGAUGAGAUUAGUAAUGAAUGACAUCACUUCAUUGAAGUUCUCUCUUCCCAGGUUGAUGGAGCCGUCCACCAAAAACACAAUGUCAGCCUUUUUGGGUGGUGGCAGUCCAGAUGCUGGGAACAAGAAGAGAAUGAUGAAUAAGAUCGGCCACCACUCAGGACAACGAGGAUUUGAGGCACCCGUUGGAGGAUUCUGCUUCCUGACUCAGAGGUGUCCAGGCUGAAAUGUGUUUGUGCGUUGUUGCUGUAUUGGAUAACAGAGACUUGGUCCUUCUUCCCGUCAACAUUGAAUGUCUCAACUAGUCUUUGGAUAAGACGCUUCAUGGAUGGGAAGGUAUCACUUGUGUCAUCAGACCCAUCAAAGAGAAGUCAUUCAAAGCAGAAGAAACAGGAAGAAUGGGGUAUGAAACGUCAGCAAAGAACGUGCGCACCACUGCACUCAAGAGCCAAAGGUUUCUUUCAAAGAAAAUGAGGUCAUUGUCUCAAGGAAGAGUUGAAUGAAGAGCAUUUUCUGAUGUUAAGGCAAAACUAAAUCACCAACAACUAAGUGAACUACUGGACAAAGGACAAUAGAACCGGAAAGGGAGACCAGCAACCUGGCUAGUUGCCUGCAGCCAUUUGGCAGUCUGGAAACAUGAAACUGAUCUCAGACCUCUUCUGAAGAAGAUGCAGUUUCAUUAUGUUUAGUACCCAAGGAUUGAAACAACUGAACCUCUAAGAAGCCUGCAAGUUUGGCCACAUAUCUUACCCAUAGAAGACGUCUCAACUCUUAUUUCUUUGUCAAUUCGAGCAGCUAUCUCUGGCUGAAUGACGAGAAGGUCACCAAAUACAGGAAUGUUGAAGAUGUGUCCAGGGAGUCAAGUGCCGGAGAAGGAGAGGGGUCAGUUGCUGCUGCGUCUAACUUGUUAACUGGACAUGUGACCGGGGCUUCUGGCUGCUGGUUAGUGUCAGUCCACGUCUCUCCAGACAAAUCGCUCUCCUCCAGCCGAAGAGUUCAACAAGGUUCGUCCAGACUUGCUGCUCGCUUCUCCCGUCUUGUCUUUCAUCGAUCAUGCCUGGAGCCACACCAGGGCCGAAGCUGGAUCUGUCCAAGUUGACGGACGACGAGGCCAAACAUGUGUGGGAGGUGGUUCAGCGAGACUUUGACUUGAGGAAGAAGGAAGAGGACAGACUUGGAGAGCUGAAGACCAGGAUCGAGAAGGAGGACACCAAGAGGGAGCUGCUGGGGAACCAGAGCAGCCUGAGCGAGACGCACUGCAUCCGCUGCCUUCAGCCUUUCAAGUUCCUGCUCAGCAGCAAGCGGCAGUGUCUGGACUGUCAGCUGCUGGUCUGCAAGUCCUGCACUCGCUACAACAAGAAGGAGCAGGGAUGGGUGUGCGACCCCUGCCACAUGGCCAGGGUUCUGAAGAUCGGUACUUUGGAGUGGUACCACGCAAAUGUCCGGUCUCGAUUCAAGCGCUUCGGCAGCGCCAAGGUGAUGCGCUCGCUCUUCAAAAGACUUAGUGGUGGAAGCAGCUGCUCCCAGGAUGACCUUGUCGAACUGCAAGAAUACGACGUGCAGAGCAUCGCUGAGAUUCACAGCGGGUACGAGGAGAGCAGCGUGGAGGUAGCUGAGUCGCCGCGCUGUACAGGGAAGAAAAAAAUCAAAAGGCGUCUCACCGUCGACCCGUUUGACUUUGAUCUGGAUGGUGACUACUCCAUUGGUCCGAGGGCACAUCCCAGUCAGCUGCUCGAGGAGCAACGCAAGAGCCUGAACUUCAGCACAGAUGUGGGAGUUGAACUUGGACUGACUCCACAAGAUGACACCACGUAUUUGGAAAACCGGACGGUCGCGUCUCGGUCCAUCUCGCAGCUCAGCUAUUCGUCGUGUGGCAGUGGAAGUGUCAGCGGACUCAGAGGCGGCUACAGCAGCUUCAUCCCGGGAACCGACGACACUGAGGAGGAUGAGGACGACCUCGGACAGCUGUACCCGAGUUACCAGUCUCACUCUAGUUUCUGGAACCAGGAGAGCCGGACCUCCCCUGUGCAAACAGUGCAGAUCACCGAGUUGGACAGACGCAUGUCGGCUAUUGAGACGUUCCUGAACCGCCUGGAGCAGAAGAUGAACCCCAUCUACGACCAAACGAAGACUCCUCACAGCGAGUCUCCGCUUCCUCAGUGGGAGGAUGUAGACCUGGAGGAGCAGCAGCUCCGGCAGAAGCUUCACCAACUGACCGACAACAUCAGCGACCACAGUCUGUCCUCAGACGAAGACGAGGACGUCUUCAUCAGGUCCGUCUCCUCACAGGACGUCCCCUCGGUGAGGAGCCCGGAGGGGGACGUCCAUUCGGACCGGAUCUUCUCCAGACCUGAAUCAAGAGCCUCCAUCGUGGUGUCCAGACUGGACGACUGUCAGAAGUCGAGCCGUUCGACUGACAGCCUGGAUAAACAUCUCCCCCUGGAGGAAGGAGCCAAGAAUUCCUUCAGAGGCUCUACUGCUCUGCUGGUGCAGCUGGGUGACAAGAUCGCACAGGCGGCUGCGGACGUCCAGAACACGCAGAGUCAGGUUUCUCUGAUUGAAAGCAGGAUCGCUGCUCUGAACGCUGCCGGGAUGCAAGUCGACAGAAUGAGGAGGUCGGCCACGAAGGUCCAGACCAGGAGAGUUUCUCCGAGCUUUCCCACAAGGAACCAGUCGAACACUGACUUCUAUUAUGGGUCGAGGCACGAAGGAGUCCAACCCAACGACUCAGGUCCAAACCUAAUCAGAUUUGAUGGUGGAUGAUCUUGUAAACAACAAUUUAAGGUUGUUUAUGGUCCUGUCCAGGCAGUGUAGUGACACUGGGGCAUUGGAAGUUAACAUCCGUGCGUGUAUUAUAUAGAGUACUUAGAAUGAGUCAGAAUGGAGCUUCUGUUUAUGCUUUCAAUGUAUUAUAUUCCACUAAAUUUAAAAAUGUAAGUGUUUCUUUUUCUUUUCGUUUUAUUUAUUUAUUUCAUUUUUGUAAGAUAUUCAUGUCAAAUAUUUUUGCUCUUUAAAGUUUGCCUUUAAAGUUCGCCUUCAAUGUUGUGUGUACAGGUAUGUAUUGAAAGAGCAUAUCAUUUGUGU
This is a messenger RNA of Synchiropus splendidus (mandarinfish), 3221 nucleotides long. It is a transcript of the gene mlphb, whose product is annotated as melanophilin b. The transcript has 19 exons. Gene Ontology annotation, biological process: intracellular protein transport. The coding region runs from base 1191 to 2900 and encodes 569 amino acids. The record is from RefSeq and is a predicted model, not a curated record. Gene Ontology annotation, molecular function: small GTPase binding; actin binding; myosin binding. Gene Ontology annotation, cellular component: cortical actin cytoskeleton. NCBI's taxonomy places the organism in Eukaryota, Metazoa, Chordata, Actinopteri, Syngnathiformes, Callionymidae.